CUGCAACCCAGACCAUCUGCUGGCCAGAAUCACAAACAACUGCGGCCAUGCAUUUCCAGACGAUUGCGAGCCUUUUGGCGUUUUCCGGCGCGGCAAACGCCUUUUUCGAUUCAUCGCCAUGGAUUCUUUUGUCAACGUCGCCCUUUGCCAAGGCCCCCAGCGCGGAUUCGAUUCAAACCAGCUCUUCAGUGUUGGGCUUCACCAAAGAUGCGCUGUCGACGUGCCCAACCGAUCGUUACCUCAUUGUCUCCCAGCCUGGCUUGAACACCCAAGACAUCCGCCGGUCCAAUGGCUGCGUGAUGCCGCAUCUCUGCAAAGUCGUCGAUGACGAGCGAAUUAAGGGCAAAUCCAUUGUGAAUGAGGUCGUAGGAAACCUGGAAGAUGCACAACUAUCAGAAUACAUCAAGUCUGCCUGUGCUAAGCAGGGCAAGACAGCCACUGUGGAGGAAAUCCAUCUGUCUCCCUUGUCUUGGGAGGGCAGGGCUGCCGCAUUCGCUGCCAACGAUGAUAAACUUGCACAAGGCCUUGAGAAGGCCACGGAGGGCGACAGCUAUACAUUCCUCUUCUACUCGACCCCAGGCGAGCCAAUCUACGAACCCGAGUUCGAAGAAGCUCUCCGGACGGAGCUGAAGAGAAAUGUUCAGAGCGACGAGCCGUCAAAGGGAGGCAACAACACCGAGUGGGACAAGCUCCCCUUGUUCGAGAAGUACCAGUUCUUUACUCCCGGUAUCUUCAUGGCGCUCAUCACCGCAGUUAUUUUGCUUGCUAUUCUUAGCGUUGGUAUUAGAGCUCUUGGAAGCCUCGAGGUGUCAUAUGGUGCGUUUGAGAAAGACAUGGGCCCUGCCGCACAGAAGAAGAACCAGUAAUGCAUCUGCCGGUCCUGGCAAGAUAUCAUGUAGCGAGGUUAUGCGUGAGAAUCCUGUAACAAUAAUUCUUUAAUUUCCAGUAUAGGGGUAUGUGUUUGCUUUUCGCGAGUAUUAUAUCAAAAGAAUACAAUUUUUAUGGUACUUUCUGCAGAGAUGAUGUGAACCGGAAAUGCAUAAUAGUGAAGACAUGAAAU
Molecule: messenger RNA, 1060 nt
Organism: Trichoderma harzianum CBS 226.95
Lineage: Eukaryota; Fungi; Ascomycota; Sordariomycetes; Hypocreales; Hypocreaceae
Exons: 4
Coding region: 48-866 (272 amino acids)
Biological process (GO): (1->6)-beta-D-glucan biosynthetic process; fungal-type cell wall biogenesis
Cellular component (GO): endoplasmic reticulum membrane
Source: RefSeq, a predicted model, not a curated record